Messenger RNA from Daphnia magna, 2415 nucleotides. Its product is annotated as ring canal kelch homolog. NCBI's taxonomy places the organism in Eukaryota, Metazoa, Arthropoda, Branchiopoda, Diplostraca, Daphniidae. The record is from RefSeq and is a predicted model, not a curated record. Gene Ontology annotation, molecular function: protein binding.
UCAAAGGACAAAACAACAAAACAAAGUGACCGUUGUUGAACUUGAACGGAACUGGUCGAACUUUCUUAUCUGGAGUUAUUUUAAUUUUCUGCUUUUUGAAUUCUCUGAAACUGCUAAAAAAAAGUGGUAAAAAUCAGUAGAAAUCAAGUGGUAUAAUCCUCAGAAUAUCACUUUAUUUGAAAAGCGGUUCUGCGUCAUAGCUCGGCUGAUGCUAGCUGCUUCGUAGAUCGACGAGCGAUGUCGACUAGUUCAAAUAGUUCAUCUUCUAGGGAUUUCGCCGAACAGUUAAGUAUCCAUAAGUUACUCCUCCGUCAUGCAAGUCAAAAUUCCCUUGAUGAGAGCUCCCAGAAAGAGUCUACCCAGUCUUCACCUGAAAGGCCAUUUUAUCACAACUCAGAGCACUUUUCCAAGGCAUUUUCCAAGUUCAACAUGAUGAGAAAAGAAAAAUUUCUCUGUGAUGUUGUCCUAAUAACUACAAAUCAAGAGGAGUUUCCGGCGCAUAAAGCAGUUCUGGCUUCUUGCAGCCCUUACUUUCAUGCUAUGUUUAGCUGCUUUGAGGAAAGUAACCAGAACAGAAUAGUUCUUCAAGAUGUGGACCCCAAAGCCCUAAGCCUCCUGUUAGACUAUGUCUAUUCUUCUGAAAUUCAAGUCAAUGAAGAUAAUGUUCAGACCUUGUUGCCGGCCGCCAAUCUUUUGCAAAUGUUUGACGUCAAAGAAGCCUGUAGUGAGUUUUUGGUAACUCAGUUACAUCCAUCUAAUUGUCUCGGAAUUCGGGCAUUUGCCGAUCUUCAUGGUUGCAUAGAUUUAUUGAAUUUAGCCGACAAGUACACUGCCCAGCAUUUUAGCGACGUGGUGGAUGGAGAAGAAUUUUCUAGUUUACAGUGCCAAGAUGUGAUACGUAUAAUUAGUAGCGACAAAUUGACUGUAUCGUCCGAAGAGAAGGUGUAUGAAGCUGUGAUGAACUGGGUAAAUGCCAACAUUGAUGACAGAAAUAUUGAGUUAUCUCAUCUAAUGGAGUACGUUCGUCUUCCACUUCUUCCUCAAGACUAUCUUUUGCAGCAUGUCGAAACCAACACUUUGAUGCGAUCUAAUGCUCACUGCAAAGAUCUCUUGAUUGAAGCCCUUAAGUAUCAUUUGCUCAAAGCUGAUCAAAAGCAAAUAUAUCAAACUUCUAGAACUCGUCCGAGGUUACCGAUAGGCAUGCCAAAAAUUCUUCUUGUCGUGGGCGGUCAAAGCCCAAAAGCGAUUCGCGGAGUUGAGUGUUACGAUUUUGAAACUCAAAAAUGGAAUCCCCUUGCAGAAAUGCCUACCAGACGGUGCAGGGCAGGCUUAGCUUCUGUUUGCGGACGCAUUUAUGCAAUCGGGGGUUUCAAUGGAUCCCUACGUGUGCGCACGGUUGAUCUCUAUGAGCCGAAUUUGGACCAGUGGUUUCCCGCUCCCGAUAUGGAAACGCGCAGGUCUACGUUGGGUGUUGCCGUUCUAAAUAAUUGCAUCUACGCUGUUGGAGGAUUUGAUGGUUCUACGGGACUGAAAUCCGCCGAGAAAUUUGAUCCAACAACACAAGAAUGGCGUGCAGUGGCGUCCAUGACUACGCGACGCAGCAGCGUAGGUGUAGGUGUUUUGAAUGGCCUCUUGUAUGCGGUUGGUGGAUAUGAUGGGGCUUCUCGGCAUUGCCUGGCAUCCGUUGAAUGCUACUCACCUGAAACAGAUUCGUGGAGUUUAAUUGGAGAAAUGGCUUGCCGGCGGAGCGGAGCCGGUGUGGGAGUAUUGAACGGUUACCUUUACGCCAUUGGCGGUCAUGAUGGACCCAUGGUACGGCGAUCGGUCGAGAGAUUCGACACUGUGACUAAAACGUGGACUUCCAUUGCGGACAUGUCACUUUGUCGGAGAAACGCUGGAGUGGUGACGCAUGAUGGUUUACUCUACGUCGUAGGAGGUGAUGAUGGAACAACUAAUUUGAAUUCAGUUGAAGUGUAUGAUCCCGCAACGAACAGCUGGUCAAUGUUGUCCGCCUGUAUGGGUAUUGGCCGAAGUUAUGCUGGAAUCGCCAUAAUCAAUCGACCAUGUUGAACAUAUUUCAACCAGCCAAGUCAAUGGAAGUUCUCAUUUCGUUCGUAAAACGUAUCAAUCCAAUCGUGACAGCAGAACGGCAUGCAUUUUCAAAUGUGACGACGUACAACGUUUGAAUCAGAAUCCUUGCAUUCGAUGUUGUUUUUUUCUGGAUUUUGUUGCCAAAAACGCUUCUCAGGGGUAUCCGUGCAUUUCCUUACCCGUUCCUUUGAUGUAAAAAAAAAAAAAAACAAAAAAAAAAAGGAAAAAAAAACGCUAGCGGAAAAUUCAAGUAUAUUCUCGAAUACGUCUGCUCUUUGUAAAACCGAACCUUAUGAUAUUUCGAAUAAAUCUGGGCGAUUCGAA